UGUGACAUCUUGUUCAAGUACCUGAUAUUUAACCCGAUCCAUCGGGAACCGGAUUCAUUGAAAGUGGCAUUGGAAUAGUUCGGAAUUAAAAUCGAAUAACACGAGUGUGUUUUAUGUUAUUUUAUGGCACUACCUAUUUUUCUUUAGUAUUUUCAGCGUUAUAAUUAAAAAAUAAUAAUACCGUAGGUAACGUUUUUAGUUUUUUUUUUAAUACCUGUACCUUUAUUCCAUAACUAUUACGUGCAAUAUUAUUUUGAACAUCUGUAAUCAAAGGAUUUUUUUACUAUCGGUGAUUUAUUAUUUAUAACGAUAUAAAAUAUAAAAGUAGGUAGGUACAUAUUACAUACAUGAAAGAAAAAAAGAUUGAGCUAGAUGUCGGGACGUGGAAGUCAGAGCAGGCGUAUGACGUGAACCGCUGCCAUGGUUGACGCAGUUUAUCGCGGUAACAUCGACGAAUUGCUGUCUGUGAUUAACCACCUGAAGAAAUACAUAAUCGCAUUCAUAAUCGUUCUGCUAGUUCUGUUAUCGGUGUUUCAUUUCUCCAAGUUUUCAGUACAUGUCGUGCCGCUGAUCAUCGUCACGUUAGUGCUGUUGCCGGCCGUCUACUACACGACCGUUCUCGUUCUGAAGUUUAGCACCAACGUAAUUGCUUCGAAUCAAGCCGGAGAAGUGUCGACAAUGAACUCUAACAACAACCAACAAGUUUUAAAAACUCCCGAUCUCCCGUACCCAAACAGCCCGACCCCACCGCCGACGUACGAGGAAGCAACGCGAAAUGAUCAUUACUAUCAACCACAAUCGUGGUUGCCUUCAACUAGCAGUGGGUAUACCAGCAGUGACCAGUCAACAGUACCCGCUGUUUUCAGUGUCGAGUAUCAGUACAACGAUACCAUGUCAAAUGUCCAUAGUGGAAGACCAGCUACGACUAAGGCUACAACCAUACCCAAUCAGAUUCAAGACAAUUAUACGUCGUCGCACAAGACAACGAUCCAAAACAUUCCCAGUGUGACCAUAACUUUGGACAGCGAUCAACAUCAAACUGAAAUUUAAUAAAAUAAUAAUAGCUGUGAGUCUAAUAUCGAGUGUCCACAUUCAAAUUUAUCGGAAAUUUAGGAUUAUUAAGACAUUCAAGAUAACUAAGAUAGACCGAAUCAUUUGGAUUGUUAGGAUAAUCUAGAGAAUUUGAAUAAUUGGAUUUUUCAGCUCUUAAAGCUUUUAACUAUUAAAUUAUUUAAUUGCAUUAUUAUGAUUAUCUAGGCAUCAUUUUUAAUAUUCGUCAAAUAAUUAUUUGUAAAAUCGUUUUUGUAAUGUUUAUGAUUCUGCAUAAGUAGUUCAUAAAUCAUAAGUAAUUUUAAUUUGAUCAAGUAAUUAAAUUAUUGAAAGUAUAAAUAUAUUAAGUAUUUGGAUACCAGGAUAUCAGAAUAUCCAACAACUUAUAAAAUCCAAAUUAUUUCAUAGCAUUAAAUGAAAUUUAAUUAUUAUCAUGAUAUUAUAAUUUAUAAUAUAUUGUUAUUUAGUUUAAUUUAAAUUAUUAUUAUGAUUUAUGUACAAUAUAAUUACUAUUGUAAAUACUUAUCGUUGUUUUAAAUAGAAUUUGGACGAUUCGAAGAUUGUUAUGAUUUUUUUUUUAAUAUAUAAGUAAAUUAAACAUAAUUAAAGUGUUUUAAAUUAAUAAAUUAUGUGAUUUUAAGAUUUUAAAUAUUAUGCUCAAACUUCAAAUUAAAUUAAUUAUAAAAAAUAAAAAAUUAAAUUUUGGAAUAAUUUAUUUGUUUAGUGUUGAUAUAACGCGAUGGUAAUUGCAAUUUUUGAUAUGCUUACAAUACUGCAUUUUAAUAUUUUGAUAUUAUAGUCAAUAUUUAUUUUAAUUAUUAUUAAAUUACUUGUAUUACUUCAUUGACACAUAAAUUAAGUAAUUACAGUUAUUUGAGUUAUUAUUAUAUGGGCGGUAAUCCUUUUUUAUAUAAUUUUGAGUUUUUCAAUAUUUUAUAUAAAUACCAGUAAAAAAAUGUAUUGCUGGGUUUAUAGGUAGCAAUUUUAGUAAAAGGUUCCUCAUUAGCUUUUUUACUUUUAAAAAAAAUAAAAAGUUUAUUGGAAAGUGACAUUUAUUUUUUUAUGAUCGUUUGAAGUUAAAUGUUUAUGACAUUGGAUAUUCACCCAUAUAAUAACUAUUUCUUCUUAGACAAUUUUUGUUUUUUAUUAUAAUUCAAAAACGAAUAACUAAAGAUACUUAAAACAUUAACUAAAUAUUUAUAUGAUCAUUUUCUAUGUAUGAUACAAUUUUCAAAAAUAUUUCAUCUCCUAAUUAUUUAUAGACAUUUGUAAUUAUUGUAAUCAUGAUUUGUGUUUUUAAAUAUUAAACAAAAAUCUCACGACUCUUAA
This is a messenger RNA of Rhopalosiphum padi (bird cherry-oat aphid), 2379 nucleotides long. RefSeq lists its product as uncharacterized. The transcript has 3 exons. The record is from RefSeq and is a predicted model, not a curated record. Bases 421 to 1050 code for a protein of 209 amino acids. NCBI's taxonomy places the organism in Eukaryota, Metazoa, Arthropoda, Insecta, Hemiptera, Aphididae.